GGACUCUCUGCGGCGAUGGGAGCCACCUGCCUGCUGCCCCACGUCACUCUGUGCCUCCAGCUACUGAUUCUCUGCUGUCAAACUCAGGGGGAGAAUCACCCGUCUCCUAAUUUUAACCAGUACGUGAGGGACCAGGGCGCCAUGACCGACCAGCUGAGCCGGCGGCAGAUCCGAGAGUACCAGCUCUACAGCCGGACCAGUGGCAAGCACGUGCAGGUCACCGGGCGUCGCAUCUCUGCCACCGCGGAGGACGGCAACAAGUUCGCCAAACUCAUAGUGGAGACGGACACGUUUGGAAGCCGCGUGCGCAUCAAGGGGGCUGAGAGUGAGAAAUACAUCUGUAUGAACAAGAGGGGCAAGCUCAUUGGGAAGCCCAGCGGGAAGAGCAAAGACUGCGUGUUCACGGAGAUUGUGCUGGAGAACAACUACACAGCCUUCCAGAAUGCCCGGCACGAGGGAUGGUUCAUGGCCUUCACGAGGCAGGGUCGGCCCCGCCAGGCUUCUCGCAGCCGCCAGAACCAACGAGAGGCUCACUUCAUCAAGCGCCUCUACCAGGGCCAGCUGCCCUUCCCCAACCACGCGGAGAGGCAGAAGCAGUUCGAGUUCGUGGGCUCAGCCCCCACGCGCCGGACCAAGCGCACUCGGAGGCCACAGCCCCUGACGUAGUCGGGGACACUGGGGGCAGCUGCCCCUCACCAGCCUUCCCAUCCCCUUCCCUUCCUAAUCCCAAGACUGGGCUGGGGUGGAGGGAGGGGAACCAGAGCCCCCAAGGAGGACCGGGAAGACCAACCAGCGUCAGAGCCUCGAG
This is a messenger RNA of Enhydra lutris kenyoni (northern sea otter), 808 nucleotides long. RefSeq names its product fibroblast growth factor 17. Gene Ontology annotation, cellular component: cytoplasm. The transcript is spliced from 5 exons. Gene Ontology annotation, biological process: fibroblast growth factor receptor signaling pathway; animal organ morphogenesis; positive regulation of protein phosphorylation. Lineage: Eukaryota; Metazoa; Chordata; Mammalia; Carnivora; Mustelidae. Gene Ontology annotation, molecular function: growth factor activity; type 1 fibroblast growth factor receptor binding; type 2 fibroblast growth factor receptor binding. The record is from RefSeq and is a predicted model, not a curated record. The coding region runs from base 16 to 666 and encodes 216 amino acids.